CUUGGUUUGCUUUUUGUUUGGAGUGGGAAUUGUCAACUGCCUGUGAGGUUGGCGGAGACGUGGUUCCGCUUGCCUGCCCUUCCACACACCGCAGCCCCCGUUCUUUCUUUUCCUCCUCCACGUCACCGUUGGCCGGUCGACACAGGCAUUUCGAGGGGCUCCCGCCAUGCACCCUCAUUCUUCCUCGUCAAUGGCUGACCCGCCAGAUCCGUUCGGUUCAUCCGCAGCCUACCCGCGCAGAUAUAUUUACAGCGACAACGACUCAGACAACAUCGAACCCUACGAGCGCAGGGAUACAUAUGCUUCCGACAGCAGCCACAACGGACUGAACGAUGACAGGUACUAUGACAAUAAUGGUGCCUAUGAUCUCUAUGGACCUCAAGACACCGAUUCAGAUGUCGAUGUCUAUGGAGCGCGGUACGCUCAGUCUGUUGAAUCACUCGGCCCAUCGAGGUUGGUGCCGUCGGAUGGUGCAGCCUACGCCGACUACACAGCUCCUCCCGCAGCAAGAGAAGCCUACCCAGCUUGGUCCUCGGAACGCCACAUUCCUCUUUCAAAGGAGGAAAUCGAAGACAUUUUUUUGGACCUGGCGCAGAAAUUCGGGUUCCAAAGGGACUCGAUGCGAAACAUGUUUGAUUUUUUAAUGCAUUUGCUCGAUAGUCGUGCGUCACGCAUGUCACCGAACCAGGCCCUGCUUACUUUGCAUGCGGACUACAUCGGUGGCGAACACGCAAAUUACCGAAAAUGGUAUUUCGCCGCCCAGUUGGAUCUCGAUGACGCAGUUGGCCACGUCCAGAACCCCGGCCUGCAGCGGCUCAAGUCCACGAAACGCAAAGGUCCUCGAAAUGCAAAUGAAAAGUCGCUGCAAACGGCCAUGGAACGCUGGCGACAGGCAAUGAACAGCAUGAGCCAGUAUGACCGUCUGCGUCAGAUCGCAUUGUACCUUCUCUUAUGGGGUGAAGCCGCACAAAUUCGUUUCGUUCCUGAAUGUUUGUGUUUCAUCUUCAAAUGUGCCGACGACUAUUAUCGUUCGCCAGAAUGUCAAAGCCGAGUGGAUCCAGUACCGGAAGGGUUGUACCUGAGGACUGUCACCAAACCCCUCUACCGUUUCAUCCGUGAUCAAGGCUACGAAGUUGUUGAUGGUCGGUUCGUUCGGAGGGAACGUGACCACGCAGACAUCAUUGGUUAUGAUGAUGUUAACCAACUGUUUUGGUAUCCGGAGGGGAUUUCCAGGAUUGUGCUCGUAGACAAGACGAAGCUCAUCGACUUGCCUCCAUCGCAUCGCUACACAAGAUUCGAACGCAUUGACUGGAAUCGAGUGUUUUUCAAGACUUAUUACGAGAAACGAUCGUUUGGCCAUUUAUUGGUCAACUUUAAUCGGAUAUGGGUCAUUCACGUAUCUCUAUACUGGUACUAUACCGCAUACAACUCCCCGAGGAUUUAUCAGAUUGUCGGGUCCGAUAAUACGGCGGUCGUUCCCCAAUCACUUUCGUGGUCCGUUACUGCCCUGGGUGGCGCGACGGCAACGAUCAUCAUGAUCGCCGCUACACUUACAGAAUUCUCGUAUAUCCCGCUCACUUGGAACAACGCAUCUCAUCUUACGCGUCGUCUGGUGUUUCUGCUCAUCACACUUGCUCUGACGGCUGGUCCUACGUUUUAUGUGGCAAUUGCAGAAUAUAGCAGCGGUGGCAAUGCUGGCUCUCUCGCACUCAUCCUCGGCAUCGUUCAAUUUUUCAUUUCCGUCGUUGCGACUCUCCUAUUCGCUAUCAUGCCAUCCGGUCGCAUGUUCGGUGACCGAGUUGCGGGCAAGUCCCGAAAAUAUCUUGCCAGUCAGACAUUUACGGCAUCAUACCCUAGCUUGCAUUUAGAGGCAAGGAUGGCUUCCAUUGCCCUCUGGCUCUUGGUUUUCGGUUGCAAGGCCACGGAGUCUUAUUUCUUCCUUACGCUUUCGUUCCGAGAUCCCAUAUCCGUCAUGGUAGGCAUGAAGAUCCAAGGAUGCAAUGACAAGUUCUUCGGGAUGGGACUUUGCUCGAAUCAAGCAGCAUUCACGUUGACUAUCAUGUACAUCAUGGAUCUGGUGCUCUUCUUCUUGGAUACUUUCCUUUGGUACAUCAUUUGGAAUUCCGUCUUUAGUAUCGCUCGAUCAUUCAUGCUGGGUCUUUCCAUCUGGACACCAUGGAAGGAUAUCUACACCCGGCUGCCGAAGCGUAUAUUCUCCAAGCUCCUUGCCACACGGGAGAUGGAGGUCAAGUACAAGCCGAAGGUUUUGGUUUCUCAAAUUUGGAAUGCCAUCAUCAUUUCCAUGUAUCGUGAACACCUGUUGUCUAUCGAGCAUGUUCAGAAAUUGCUGUACCACCAAGUCGAUUCUGGUCAAGAGGGCAAACGUAGUCUCAGGGCCCCUCCCUUUUUCAUCUCCCAGGCUGAAAAAGGGUUCAAGGGCGAGUUCUUCCCUCCUGAGAGUGAAGCGGGCCGUCGGAUCUCGUUCUUUGCCCAGUCCCUCACGACGUCUGUUCCUGAACCGCUCCCGGUCGAUGCAAUGCCGACGUUCACAGUUCUCACACCUCACUACAGCGAAAAGAUCCUUUUAUCACUGAGGGAGAUUAUCCGAGAAGAAGACCAGAACAUCCGCGUCACCCUCCUCGAGUACCUCAAGCAGCUUCAUCCUGUCGAGUGGGACAACUUCGUCAAGGACACGAAGAUCCUUGCUGAAGAGUCCGCGAUAGAAAAUGGUCAUAGUCCUUUCGGCACGGAGGAGAAGGGACAGUCGAAGGCGGAUGAUCUUCCACUGUACUGUGUCGGAUUCAAGAGCGGUGCUCCGGAAUAUACUCUACGCACACGUAUCUGGGCUUCAUUACGUGCUCAAACACUAUAUCGCACGGUAUCCGGCAUGAUGAAUUAUGCGAAAGCCAUCAAACUUCUCUAUCGAGUGGAGAAUCCGGAGGUUGUGCAGCUGUUUGGCGGCAACACUGACAGGCUAGAGCGCGAACUGGAACGUAUGUCCAGGCGGAAAUUCAAGUUUGUUGUCUCGAUGCAGCGCUACUCGAAGUUCAACAAGGAGGAGCAUGAGAAUGCCGAGUUCCUGCUCCGUGCAUAUCCUGACCUUCAAAUCGCUUAUCUGGAAGAAGAACCUCCACGGAAGGAAGGCGCGGACCCCCGACUGUUCUCGGUUCUCAUCGAUGGCCAUUCCGAGUUUAUUCCGGAGACCGGCCGUCGCAAGCCGAAGUUCCGUAUUGAACUGCCCGGGAACCCCAUUCUUGGUGACGGAAAAUCGGAUAAUCAGAACCAUGCCAUUAUCUUCUACCGGGGCGAAUAUCUCCAACUUAUCGAUGCCAACCAGGACAAUUACUUGGAAGAGUGUCUCAAGAUCCGCAACGUGCUUGGGGAGUUUGAGGAAUAUUCUGUAUCGGCCCAGAGCCCAUAUGCGGAUUAUGGUCACAAGGAGUUUAAGAAGCCCCCAGUUGCCAUCGUCGGCGCUCGUGAAUACAUCUUCUCGGAGAGUAUCGGUAUUCUUGGUGAUAUUGCUGCUGGCAAGGAACAGACGUUUGGUACGCUGUCUGCCCGUGCUUGGGCUUGGAUUGGAGGAAAGCUUCACUAUGGUCAUCCCGACUUCCUCAAUGGCGUCUACAUGAACACUCGUGGUGGCGUUUCGAAGGCUCAGAAAGGACUUCAUCUAAACGAGGAUAUCUACGCUGGAAUGAACGCUUUCGGGCGUGGCGGCCGCAUCAAGCACACCGAGUACUAUCAGUGCGGGAAGGGUCGUGACCUUGGGUUCGGCACCAUCCUGAACUUCCAGACGAAGAUCGGUACGGGAAUGGGGGAGCAAAUGCUUAGUAGAGAAUAUUACUACCUGGGUACACAGCUUCCUAUCGACCGGUUCUUGACGUUCUACUACGGGCAUCCUGGUUUCCACAUCAACAACAUGCUGAUCAUUCUCGCGGUUCAGUGUUUCAUUAUCACGAUGGUGUUCUUGGCUACCUUGAACUCUUCCCUCAAGAUCUGCGAGUACUCCUCAAAUGGGAGCUUGUUGCCAAACAUGAAUGGCUGUUACAAUCUCACUCCUGUCUUCGACUGGAUUCAGCGCUGCAUCAUCAGUAUAUUCCUGGUCUGGAUGAUUGCCUUCCUACCUCUCUUCAUUCAAGAACUUGUGGAGCGCGGUACGAUGAGAGCAAUCAUCCGACUUGGAAAGCAGUUCCUGUCAUUUUCUCCGGUCUUCGAAGUAUUCUCGACGCAGAUUUAUACCCAUUCCAUUAUCAGUAAUCUGACAUUUGGAGGAGCAAGGUACAUCGCUACUGGACGAGGCUUUGCAACGGCCCGAAUUUCCUUCAGCGUCCUGUUUUCUCGCUUUGCCGGUCCUAGUAUAUACUUCGGUAUGAGGACGCUGAUCAGCCUUCUUUAUGUCACGAUGGCAAUGUGGACACCAUACCUCAUUUACUUCUGGAUCUCUAUCUUGGCCCUCUGUAUCGCUCCCUUCUUGUUCAACCCGCAUCAAUUCUCUUUCUCUGACUUCAUGAUCGACUAUCGUGAAUUUUUGCGGUGGAUGUCUCGAGGAAACUCGCGGUCGCACAAUAACUCUUGGAUCGGCUACUGUCGCCUGUCCCGAACGAUGAUCACCGGGUACAAGAGGAAGAAGCUUGGUGUACCAUCUGAGAAGUUGUCCGCUGACGUUCCGCGGGCUGGUUGGCGCGCGGUGAUUGUGUCAGAGGUUAUCUUCCCGAUCGUGAUGGCGCUCUUGUUUAUCAUUGCGUACAUGUUUGUGAAAUCAUUUCCCGACUCUACCGGCAAGUUCCCGCCGAGUCCGCUCAUUCGUAUUGCCUUUGUUGCACUUGGGCCGAUCGUUUGGAACGCAGCGAUUCUUCUUGUGAUCUUCAUCAUUUCGCUCUUCCUCGGGCCAAUGUUGGAUCCUUCAUACCCCAAGUUUGGGUCGGUUAUGGCGUCAGUUGCUCAUAUCCUCGGAGUGGUUGGAAUGCUUGGAUUCUUCGAGUUCCUGUGGUUCCUCGAGUCUUGGAAUGCGUCCCAUGCUGUCCUCGGCCUUAUCACUGUCAUCGCGAUCCAGCGUGCCGUUUACAAGAUCUUGAUCGCUGUCUGUCUCUCCCGCGAGUUCAAGCACGAUGAGACCAACCGUGCAUGGUGGACGGGUAGAUGGUAUGGUCGUGGUCUUGGAGCCCAUGCAAUGUCCCAACCUGCGCGCGAGUUCAUCGUCAAAAUUAUCGAGUUGUCACUUUGGAGCUCCGAUCUUCUUCUGGGCCACUUCUUGCUCUUUAUGUUAACUCCUCCCAUCUUAUUCCAUUUGUGGAUCGUGUUCAUGCUACGCUCCUCUUCUGGCUCCGUCCGUCGAAACAAAUUCGCCCUCCUUUGUAUUCAACUAAACAGAAAAAGCAACGUCGUUGGAUAAUCAUCAAAUACGGUAUCGUUUACGUGAUCGCUCUCAUAAUCUUCACCGCCCUCAUCGUGCUUCGUAAGUGCUAGUGAUGUUGUCUGGAACAUAUCCUGAUGAAGCGGAGCAGCGGUGGCCUUGCAGUCCAGCGUUCAGUUUAACUGUUCGUUGUGUCAAAUUUUGUAAUCGUACAAUUUACCACUCGUUCUUGUGCGUCACCUUAGAUCACGUUCAUAUAACGACUGCAUGUACUUCCUCUUCAUCACUUCUUUUGUUAUCAUUGCUUCCGCUUGAUGCUCCCGGACUCUCACGCAAGGACGCUCCCUAUUUGCCUCCUGGCCAUUUUUUCUAUACCGGUAUGCAAGGACACGUCUCUUGGUGUAAUGUACCCAUAUACCAGCCUCAUGAAAGCUCCCAGAGCCGGAAUCUAGGGUACAUAUGACUUUCCGU
Molecule: messenger RNA, 5824 nt
Organism: Pisolithus orientalis
Lineage: Eukaryota; Fungi; Basidiomycota; Agaricomycetes; Boletales; Pisolithaceae
Product: glycosyltransferase family 48 protein
Exons: 12
Coding region: 167-5392 (1741 amino acids)
Biological process (GO): (1->3)-beta-D-glucan biosynthetic process; fungal-type cell wall polysaccharide biosynthetic process
Cellular component (GO): plasma membrane; 1,3-beta-D-glucan synthase complex
Molecular function (GO): 1,3-beta-D-glucan synthase activity
Source: RefSeq, a predicted model, not a curated record